AUGGAGGCCCACCGGAGUCGUCUGCUGACCACAGCUCGUCCUUAUCUUCAGGUUUUUUCCAUAUUUGGACUCAUACCUCCGCCAAUAUUUUUUGACAGGACAUUGCCCAAGGAACUUAGGCGUAACUUAAUGACCGGAUAUGUCGGUUAUGCUUUCGCAAUUCUUCUGGUUGUCAUCUAUGAGUGCUAUGCCAACAUUAUGGCUCUUCAAAUUCAUAUUGAUCAGUUUCACGCCGAGGACUUUAGCAAAGUUAUGGGGAAAGCGGCAAAGAUUAUUGUGGUCGUAAUGGCUGUUUCUAACCAGCUCAAUAUGUUGCUAAGCUUUCGUCGCCUUAAAGAAAUAUUCGAAGAUAUUGCUGAUCUAGAGGUGGAGUUAGAAGACAUUUCCAAAUGUUUCAGUGGAAAGCGACACUGGUGGAACUUCCGAUUCCGUUUAGCGAUUUGCAUAGGACUUUGGACCGUGCUUCUUGUGGACCUAGCACCACGUUUAAUAUUGGUGGGACUGGGACCCUUCCUCCACUGGGCAAACAAAUUUCUCACCGAAAUCAUACUGCUGAUGCUUCAACUCAAAGGACCGGAAUAUAGCCUUUUCGUGCUUCUGAUCUAUGAGUUGAUCCUUCGAGUGCGUCAUAUCAUGGAACAGGUCUAUACUGAACUUGAGGAUUGCGAUUGCAGCGACAGGAUUCAGGAGCUGUGUGUGACCUUGAAGCGAAAUCAAUUGGUGGUCGGUCAAAUCUGGAGGUUGGUGGGUGAGAUUGGCAAAUAUUUCACCCUAUCUAUGACGCUGCUGUUCCUCUACAAUGGACUUACCAUUCUGCACAUUGUCAACUGGGCCAUCAUAAAGUACAUCAAUCCUAGCGAUUGCUGUCAAUAUAUGAGAGUUGGGGCCAGUAUUUUACUAUCAAUCAAUCUACUGCUGGCCUGCUUUUAUAGUGAAUGCUGCAUUAAAGCUUACAAUAGCAUUCCACAAAUUCUACACAAAAUGGGUUGCCGACCUAUAGCUGAAGAAUUUUCAAUGCUUAAAAUGGGACUUCGAGAAUAUUCCUUGCAAAUGCAACAUCUGAAGCUCCUUUUCACUUGCGGCAGCUUAUUCGACAUUAAUCUUAAAUACUUUGGAGGGAUGAUGCUCACCAUUUUUGGUUACAUAAUUAUUUUAGUUCAAUUUAAAAUACAGGUUUUUGCAGACCUUAAAUACAAUCAAAAUUUUAGCCAAAUUUAA
This is a messenger RNA of Drosophila subpulchrella, 1218 nucleotides long. Its product is annotated as putative gustatory receptor 98d. Lineage: Eukaryota; Metazoa; Arthropoda; Insecta; Diptera; Drosophilidae. The transcript is spliced from 4 exons. The record is from RefSeq and is a predicted model, not a curated record. Gene Ontology annotation, molecular function: sweet taste receptor activity. Bases 1 to 1218 code for a protein of 405 amino acids. Gene Ontology annotation, cellular component: membrane; dendrite; neuronal cell body. Gene Ontology annotation, biological process: sensory perception of taste.